Molecule: messenger RNA, 201 nt
Organism: Ambispora leptoticha
Lineage: Eukaryota; Fungi; Glomeromycota; Glomeromycetes; Archaeosporales; Ambisporaceae
Source: the annotation of a GenBank genome assembly
AUGAAGUUGACUUUGGAAGAAUACCCCAAUAUAUUGCCAGGAGAAUACCAAAGGAAUAUAGCCGCUUGGAAAGAAAAUUUGACCAAAUCAAAUACCAUAACUCAAAAUGGAAGUUUGACAGAAAGGGCCUGGCUAAAUGUUGGUGUCGACGUAUACUUUCGAACUCAACCCAUGAAUGCUAAAUAUGCUAUCAGAAAUUGA